Messenger RNA from Menidia menidia (Atlantic silverside), 873 nucleotides. The record is from the annotation of a GenBank genome assembly. NCBI's taxonomy places the organism in Eukaryota, Metazoa, Chordata, Actinopteri, Atheriniformes, Atherinopsidae.
AAGAAUUGUAUUUUUAUAAAGGUUGAAGAAGAAGAAGAAGAAUACGUUAUUUCAGCGACGCCAGUGUAAACACAGACGUCAUGAACUCAUUUAACCGCAGUCCGAGCUGCGUGCCUGUCGUCGCGAUGUUGUCGCUGCUUCUCUCUCGAACUCUUUGCCAGGUGGUUACGGAGGCCAACCUCAAACCGUACACGAGCUUUGCAUCGUUUAUUCGGACUUUUACCACUUCCGGUCCCACUUGCGGAGGAGUGGAUGACAAUGACACCUUAGUGGUGACCCACUCUCAGCUGGUAACCAUGCUAGCAAACCGAAGCAUUCAGCUUUUUGAUGUGAGAAACCCAGAUGAAUACCAAGAUGGCAACAUUCCACAAGCUGUCAACAUUCCACUCGGCACCCUGGAGGAGUCUCUGAAGCUGUCCCCUGAGAUCUUUAAGCAGAAGUUUAAUGUGAAAUCUCCCGAGAAGGACGACGACAACAUCGUAUUUCAUUGCAGAAGCGGAAAAAGGAGCUUAGCAGCGCUGGACAUCGCCCACCGGCUGGGUUUUAGCAGGGCAAGGCAUUACAAAGGCGGGUACUCUGAAUGGAUCGAACUAGCAGGAAAAUAAUCCAGCCUGGAAUUUGCUUUGUUUUCCAUAUUUUAAUGAAUGAAUAUGCAGCUGAUACGUUACUCAUCUAUGAAAUAUGUUACUGUUGACUGUUACUUUAGCUGUUACAGCUUCUAAAAGUUACUUUCAAAGAGAUUGUUACAGUAAUUUGUAAAUUAUUUUUAAUCACAAUAACAGGGUCCUUUGCAUAAAGGCCACAAGUGGCCUUCAUGUCCAGAACACGCACAUAGGAUGUGUUAUUGAAUGUUAAUAAAGUUUUGUAAGCCAC